AUGGGGCGCAAAGCCAAGUAUUUUACUGUAGCAGACAAAAUGGCAGCACAACAACAACAGCAGGCGUCAUACAUUCAGACAGAACGGCAAGUUUCUCAGAAUGCUCGUGCAUAUGCGAAGCGUCAUGGUCGACACAGAUGUUGGACAGCACCAAAGAACGAGCCUCAACCUCUAGAAACAACUCUGGUUGCAUUUGCAACUCUUCCCCUGCCAAAUUCAUAUCUAUUUCGCUAUGCUCUCGCCGGUUCACGUUUGAUCGAUGAGUCCGAUCUUGCACAAUGGGACAAGCCUCCUCCUUAUCACUCUCUGCCUCCACCGGAGAUACCAGAUGAAGAACAGUUCACUCAGAACCUGCUGGAUGUCAUGCACAGAUAUCAGUUGCGUCAGUUAAGGGUGUCUUGCAUUCGUCAUGCAGCCAUGUUUAAUGCCAGAGGUAGUGAUAUUGCUAGUAUCACGAAGGAGAUCCAGGAGGCACGAAAAGCAUUGCUCGAUGGCUGGAAUGACCUUCAUACACGUGUCACAACCUUGCGGGCAUGCGCGAGACACAAGGCCAUGGCAGAAUGUUAUCAGCAGUGGCAAGCGAGGAAGAUCUUGAACUAUCAACAGGAGGAGGAUCAGUUAGCUAGGGGAGAAAAUCCGUAUGUGUAG
Molecule: messenger RNA, 648 nt
Organism: Suillus discolor
Lineage: Eukaryota; Fungi; Basidiomycota; Agaricomycetes; Boletales; Suillaceae
Exons: 2
Coding region: 1-648 (215 amino acids)
Source: RefSeq, a predicted model, not a curated record